This is a messenger RNA of Coffea eugenioides, 2205 nucleotides long. RefSeq lists its product as uncharacterized. The transcript has 8 exons. The record is from RefSeq and is a predicted model, not a curated record. The coding region runs from base 1 to 2205 and encodes 734 amino acids. Lineage: Eukaryota; Viridiplantae; Streptophyta; Magnoliopsida; Gentianales; Rubiaceae.
AUGCUGGUGUCACACCGACCUUGUAGGUGUUGGUAUACGUACAGUUAUCCUGACGAGGUCGUCCUGGCAGUGGACGAUGAGCGACGCAGCCUGAUUAGUCAGCUAGAGGAGGCCAGAGAGGUUGGCCAUGGGCAGGCGAUGCGUAUUAGGGACUUGGAGCGGGGUCUCCGAGAUGAGAUGCAGAGGGCGGACGCUUUACGCCGUCAGCUUCAGGACACUCAUCAGCACCUUUUCGCUGUGAAGAGGCAGCUGAAGGAGAGGGUUCGGAGUAUUUCGAUGGACUGCGAGGUCAUCCUAGAUAUGGCCGCGGAGGCACCGUCUCGAGCCACCGGUCCAGAGGGGAUGGACGAGGUGUCACACCGACCUUGUAGGUGUUGGUAUACGUACAGUUAUCCUGACGAGGUCGUCCUGGCAGUGGACGAUGAGCGACGCAGCCUGAUUAGUCAGCUAGAGGAGGCCAGAGAGGUUGGCCAUGGGCAGGCGAUGCGUAUUAGGGACUUGGAGCGGGGUCUCCGAGAUGAGAUGCAGAGGGCGGACGCUUUACGCCGUCAGCUUCAGGACACUCAUCAGCACCUUUUCGCUGUGAAGAGGCAGCUGAAGGAGAGGGUUCGGAGUAUUUCGAUGGACUGCGAGGUCAUCCUAGAUAUGGCCGCGGAGGCACCGUCUCGAGCCACCGGUCCAGAGGGGAUGGACGAGGUGUCACACCGACCUUGUAGGUGUUGGUAUACGUACAGUUAUCCUGACGAGGUCGUCCUGGCAGUGGACGAUGAGCGACGCAGCCUGAUUAGUCAGCUAGAGGAGGCCAGAGAGGUUGGCCAUGGGCAGGCGAUGCGUAUUAGGGACUUGGAGCGGGGUCUCCGAGAUGAGAUGCAGAGGGCGGACGCUUUACGCCGUCAGCUUCAGGACACUCAUCAGCACCUUUUCGCUGUGAAGAGGCAGCUGAAGGAGAGGGUUCGGAGUAUUUCGAUGGACUGCGAGGUCAUCCUAGAUAUGGCCGCGGAGGCACCGUCUCGAGCCACCGGUCCAGAGGGGAUGGACGAGGUGUCGCACCGACCUUGUAGGUGUUGGGAUACGUACAGUUACCCUGACGAGGUCGUCCUAGCAGUGGAUGAUGAGCGACGCAGUCUGAUCAGUCAGCUAGAGGAGGCCAGAGAGGUUGGCCACGGGCAGGUGAUGCGCAUUAGGGACUUGGAGCGGGGUCUCCGAGAUGAGAUGCAUAGGGCGGACGCUUUACGCCGUCAGCUUCAGGACACUCACCAGCACCUCUUCGCUAUGAAGAGGCAGCUGAAGGAGAGGGCUCGGAGUAUUUCGAUGGACUGCGAGGUCAUACUAGAUAUGGCCGCGGAGGCAUUGCCACGAGCCACCGGUCCAGAGAUGAUGUACGAGGUGUCACACCGACCUUGUAGGUGUUGGUAUACGUACAGUUAUCCUGACGAGGUCGUCCUGGCAGUGGACGAUGAGCGACGCAGCCUGAUUAGUCAGCUAGAGGAGGCCAGAGAGGUUGGCCAUGGGCAGGCGAUGCGUAUUAGGGACUUGGAGCGGGGUCUCCGAGAUGAGAUGCAGAGGGCGGACGCUUUACGCCGUCAGCUUCAGGACACUCAUCAGCACCUUUUCGCUGUGAAGAGGCAGCUGAAGGAGAGGGUUCGGAGUAUUUCGAUGGACUGCGAGGUCAUCCUAGAUAUGGCCGCGGAGGCACCGUCUCGAGCCACCGGUCCAGAGGGGAUGGACGAGGUGUCACACCGACCUUGUAGGUGUUGGUAUACGUACAGUUAUCCUGACGAGGUCGUCCUGGCAGUGGACGAUGAGCGACGCAGCCUGAUUAGUCAGCUAGAGGAGGCCAGAGAGGUUGGCCAUGGGCAGGCGAUGCGUAUUAGGGACUUGGAGCGGGGUCUCCGAGAUGAGAUGCAGAGGGCGGACGCUUUACGCCGUCAGCUUCAGGACACUCAUCAGCACCUUUUCGCUGUGAAGAGGCAGCUGAAGGAGAGGGUUCGGAGUAUUUCGAUGGACUGCGAGGUCAUCCUAGAUAUGGCCGCGGAGGCACCGUCUCGAGCCACCGGUCCAGAGGGGAUGGACGAGACUUGUGCCCCGAAAUGGACUCCGGUGGUCAAAGUAGAGCUGGAGAGCAAGGACGAGGCUCUGAAGGAAAUAAUGGAAAUGGACCGGAUCAAGUCGCUACAGCCAUCCAGCGGAUGGCCGAUCUACUAG